CGACAGUCGAGUAAGAGCGCAACUUGAAGGAGUUCUGUAUUAUCUUUGUUUGAAAAUGGAUGGUUUCCCAAUCUCACGGACUCAAUAUUCCGCGCUCAGCGCUAGGCUCUGGCACUUUGAUUCAUCAGGCAAGAACAUUGCGUCCGGUCUUACGGUCCAUAUGCCAUGAUUCCCUCCAGGUCACCAGACACAGUGCUUAUUCUGAGCGCUGGGAUGAUCCGCGUACUUGCCCAUAACCCUUGCCCUCUAACGGUAGGUGUUAGCCCACACCAUGGUCCCGUCCUCGGGUUUUUAUCUAGUUGUGUCUGUGAUUUCAAUUGUUUCGACUACCAUGGCAGUACAAGUUCAUCCAGUCAAGCGCACUGUCGUCUCACUUGCCACCUGCGCUAGUGAAUACUCAUGGAUGGACAACGCUCAGGGCAACUCACCUUGUCUUACUGCCGCUUAUGUCGAGGCUGCAUGUUCUGGGACCAACAGCAUGUGGAUUGUCCUUAUUUCUUGGCUGUAAACUUAUGUGUGCGCUCUAAGACUAUGUCCAACCAGUCCUGAACAACGGCCAAUCGUACACCUUGCCAAAUUCCUCGAAUGGAAAUGCAUGUUAUUGUUCUUGGUCGUCAUAUAAUCUUAUGAUGGCGUGCACUAUAUGUCAAGGCAAUAAUGAUUCUGCUGUCUACGA
Molecule: messenger RNA, 676 nt
Organism: Suillus subalutaceus
Lineage: Eukaryota; Fungi; Basidiomycota; Agaricomycetes; Boletales; Suillaceae
Exons: 3
Coding region: 272-508 (78 amino acids)
Source: RefSeq, a predicted model, not a curated record